Equus quagga is the source of this 1166-nucleotide messenger RNA. RefSeq names its product mediator complex subunit 8 (gene MED8). The record is from RefSeq and is a predicted model, not a curated record. Lineage: Eukaryota; Metazoa; Chordata; Mammalia; Perissodactyla; Equidae. Gene Ontology annotation, biological process: regulation of transcription by RNA polymerase II. Bases 16 to 885 code for a protein of 289 amino acids. Gene Ontology annotation, molecular function: RNA polymerase II cis-regulatory region sequence-specific DNA binding; transcription coregulator activity. Gene Ontology annotation, cellular component: mediator complex; core mediator complex. The transcript has 7 exons.
GAAGCCGCCGCCGCAAUGCAGCCUUCCUCUGUAUGUGUCAUACUCAUUGUCAUCUGGGUAACCAACCUAUUCCUGUUGGUGCAGAGGGAGGAGAAGCAGCUUGAAGCAUCAUUAGAUGCACUGCUGAGUCAAGUGGCUGAUCUGAAGAACUCACUGGGAAGUUUCAUUUACAAGUUGGAGAAUGAGUAUGACCGGCUGACCUGGCCCUCUGUCCUGGAUAGCUUUGCAUUGCUCUCUGGACAGUUGAACACUCUGAACAAGGUCUUGAAGCAUGAAAAGACGCCACUGUUCCGUAACCAGGUCAUCAUCCCUCUGGUCUUGUCCCCAGACCGAGAUGAAGAUCUCAUGCGGCAGACUGAAGGACGAGUACCUGUGUUCAGCCAUGAGGUGGUCCCUGACCAUCUGAGAACUAAACCUGACCCUGAGGUCGAAGAGCAGGAGAAGCAGCUGACAACAGAUGCUGCCCGCAUUGGUGCUGAUGCAGCUCAGAAGCAGAUCCAGAGCUUGAAUAAAAUGUGCUCAAACCUUCUGGAGAAAAUCAGCAAAGAGGAACGAGAGUCAGAGAGUGGAGGUCUCCGGCCGAACAAGCAGACGUUUAACCCUGCAGACACCAAUGCCUUGGUGGCAGCUGUUGCUUUUGGGAAGGGUCUGUCUAAUUGGAGACCUUCAGGCAGCAGUGGUCCUGGCCAGCCAGGUCAGCCAGGAGCUGGGACAAUCCUUGCAGGAGCCUCAGGAUUACAGCAGGUGCAGAUGGCAGGAGCUCCAAGCCAGCAGCAGCCAAUGCUCAGUGGGGUGCAAAUGGCCCAAGCAGGUCAACCAGGGAAAAUGCCGAGUGGAAUAAAAACCAACAUCAAGUCGGCUUCAAUGCAUCCCUACCAGCGGUGAGUGUGGACGGCAACCUCCACUCCCAGAUGCACUUUGCACAGUUGGGCAGUGAAAUUGCCUUUUGCCCAAAGCUGACCUAAAUGGGUACAAUAAAAAGAACAUGGGCUUUCAGCAACAGAUGUAUUGCAGCUCCACCGCUGACUGGCUGUGUGACCUUGGGCAAGUGACCUAAUUUUUCUGAGCCUGUUUUUGUGUUUAUAAAUGGUGAUAAUACCUACCUCAUAGGGUUGUUGUGAGGAUUAAAAUGAGCAAAUGAAUGUAAAACACUUAGCACAGUAUAU